AUGGACAAAUAUGAGACUGCAGAUCACGAUUAUAUGCAUGCCAAGGAUUACUUCAACAACUACAAGUUUGGAUACAUUGAAAGAACAACAAAGAUGCUUUUACUACAAAGCCUGAAGGUAGAAAAUAGAGAAGCACCAGAUCUACUGACGAUACUAAGCAAUAGCAAAGCACAGCUGAAGAGUGUAAAGUCUGUUAGUAGUGAUGCAUCUAAGUUGAUUGCAGAGCUAUCUGAAGCAACACAUGGGAUGGAGAUGAGACUGGAGGAAUGUGAAAAAACCUUACGUGAAGAACAACAGAGAGAAAUAGAUCUUGCACAGGAGUAUUCACGAAUAGAGAUCCUUGAUGAGAAUCUGAGAUCAUAUGAUGAACUUGUGGUUCAGUUUGAUAAGAAAUGCCAAGACAUUCAACAGCAUGUUGACAAGAUUGAUUCAUUAAGGAAAAAGCUUGCGCAACUGGAGACGACUGAUGCAGAAGAAAAUCUGCGAAGCAUGCGUGCAAAGAAAGAAAACCUUUCAGCACGACAAAGACGACUGUCUUUGGUAACCAUGGAGAAUUACAUGGAGGAAUCAUAUGUUUGGUAUAGCCGAGCUGUUGAGUUUGUUAAGAACAUAUUUGGAAUACAAAUAGUGACAGUUGAACAAGAAAACAAUGAAAUGUAUAUGAGGUUUAAAGCAUUAGCAUGCGACAUUGGAAUGUUUGUAAAGGAUGGCGCAAUGGUGGACUGCAAGCUUUAUAAUUCAAAUGAUGAGAUUCUUGAGAGUAUGUUUAGGAGUAUAAGCAAGGUUGCAAUGCUUGUAAAUGAGCCAAGGAUGCUUUUUAUGCUAGCAUAUGGUAAGUACAGCGCACUGAAAACAACGACAGAAUGA
Molecule: messenger RNA, 867 nt
Organism: Ordospora colligata OC4
Lineage: Eukaryota; Fungi; Microsporidia; Ordosporidae
Exons: 1
Coding region: 1-867 (288 amino acids)
Source: RefSeq, a predicted model, not a curated record